UCCCGAAUCUUCCCUUCCGCCUCCCCUCCUUCCCUCUCUCCCCCUCCAUUUCGCCGCGCGCUUGCUGAAGCCAGAUGGCGGGCGCGGGUCCCGGCGAGAAGCCGCCGCGGCCUCCUGCUGGGCUGCCGGCGGCGGCGACCGCGGCGCCCGGCGGCGGCGACACCUCCCUUCUCGGCACAGGCGGGCUGAGUGAUUCGGGGACGGGGAUUCGUGGGGUUGUGGUGAGGAGGGCGCCGCACGAUCGCGUCAUCGGCGAGGAGGAAGAAUCGGGGCGUCCGACGCCGACCGCCUCGGUCACGGGACAGCGCGUGGGCGACGCCGACGAUACCAUCCCUUCUGCGGCGGCGCUGCGCGCCGACACGGCCCGUUUUCUGGCGAACCUCACUGUCGUCGACCAUGCUUCCUCUUCCGCGACGGUCCCCGCGCGCCAGCCCAGCACGGAGGUGGCGCCGACAGCAUCAGAACUGCUCGACCCCAAGUCCAAGGAGUGCCUGCUCGACAUGCGUCCCGACUCGGAGGACCCGCUCUUCACACAGACACAGGUGAGGCCGCGCGGCGACGUCGGCGUGAUCGGCUACAGAAGGCCAGGAAGGGGAGCCGCAGAUGCUCCAGGCGCGGAUUCUGCCGCGACGAUGGCCAUGGUGCCCAGAGCUCUGGGCGCGCAGCUGGAGCGGGCGCCGCAGCCGCACGGCGCACUCCUCCCCUCGCUGUACCAGCCAUCGGGACCAAAGGGGUUCGUGCAACCUGACCGUGACCGCAGGCUCGCCCUCGCCUCCCAUGGGCGCCACAGCAGGGCACCCUCGCCGGCAAACUUGGUCAUGAUAUCGCAAGCUGACGUUGAUCGCGGCUGGGCGGCACUGCAACAGGCGACCAUCGAACGCGACAUGCUCAUCCGCCAGAACCACGACCUUGCUACGGCUCUCCAGGAAGCGGCCGGGCGCACCCAAGGUCUACAGCAAGAAUGUCAGUUCCUCCGCCAAGAGCUGCAACGGCACCAGACGCAGCGCGGCAGCGGCGUGGCCGGCCAGCAUGAGUGCUGGGACUGCUUCUCCAGGCCAGCGGAGGUGGUGGCCGUUCCUUGCCUUCACAAGUGCCUCUGCAAUAGAUGCUACGUCAAGCGCCACACGUGCCCCUACUGCGGCCUUUGUUGGCUUCAUUCUCUUGAGGCCUUGUUCGGUUCCUUCAGAUUUGAAGGGGUUUGGAGGGGAUUGAGAGGGAUUAAAUCCCCCACAAGUCAAAAUCCACCUCAAUCCCCUCCAAUCCUCUCCAAUCCCCUUGUGGGAGGGAUUAACCGAACAAGCAAUGAGUGAGUUUGACCUUCGGUACUCGCCAGUUGCUACCAUGUUAGUUUGCUGCCCUUGUGAUGUCGCGUUCUACAGUGAUGUCGGGAUGCUGCUGGGUUAGGCUAGCUAGAUCAAUGAACAUGUUUCUGUCUGUGAAUCUGUGACUGUGAUGCGGUGAUGCUACUGGGUUCUUUCUGCUAUUGUUCUAGUUGUAUUCUGGAUGAUACUAAAUGCUCUAGUUCUGUUA
Triticum urartu is the source of this 1530-nucleotide messenger RNA. RefSeq lists its product as uncharacterized. The record is from RefSeq and is a predicted model, not a curated record. Lineage: Eukaryota; Viridiplantae; Streptophyta; Magnoliopsida; Poales; Poaceae.